Messenger RNA from Ustilago hordei, 480 nucleotides. Its product is annotated as putative MRPL23 - mitochondrial ribosomal protein, large subunit. Lineage: Eukaryota; Fungi; Basidiomycota; Ustilaginomycetes; Ustilaginales; Ustilaginaceae. Gene Ontology annotation, cellular component: ribosome; mitochondrial large ribosomal subunit. The transcript has 2 exons. Gene Ontology annotation, biological process: negative regulation of translation; translation. The coding region runs from base 1 to 480 and encodes 159 amino acids. The record is from RefSeq and is a predicted model, not a curated record. Gene Ontology annotation, molecular function: mRNA binding; structural constituent of ribosome.
AUGUCACAAUUCGUCGGAAACUCAACAUUAGCGUUCGCAAGAACCUGGCACGCAGUCUCAGCAAAAGACCGUGUCCUUGGCCCCCUCGCUGUCAACAUCGCAAAACUUCUCAUGGGCAAGCACAAACCUAUCUAUGACCAAUCGAAGGAUCUCGGCGACUACGUGGUCGUCACAGACGCCAAGCAGGUUGUCGUUACUGGGCGCAAAGCAGACCAACGAGUCUACCGUCAUCACACAAUGUUCCCUGGUGGACUGAAAGAGAUCAAGUACAAGGAGAUGAUGGAGAAGAAACCUGAAGAGAUUAUCAGAAAGGCAGUAAGCGGAAUGUUGCCAAAGAACACGUUGAGGGAUAGGAGGUUGGAGAGAUUGAAGAUUUUUGAUGGUGAAGAUCAUCCUUAUGCGCAGAAUGUUAUCAAGAGGUAUGAUGCACCGGCGGCGGGGACGAAGGUUGAUGCUAGUCAGCCUGCGCCGAAGGCAUGA